AGUCAUUUCCACACAUUUAUUGCGAAGAUAUCUUUUAUUUAUUUUCCGAAACAAUCUAUGAAUUAUAUAAGGAGUGAUUAUGUUAAGAUUUUUAUACGAAAACUUUAGUAUAGUUUAACCAUAGCUUAUUUAUAACCCGUCGUACACUAUGGCACCGUGUGACUGCAGCAAUUACUGGAUAAACUUCCUGCUUCCAAAAGAAUGUCCACAGUGCAUGCACUUGGGAAUGAAGCUGAUCAACAUGCCCGCGAUGAUCGGUGACCGCGUCAACCAAAUAUUGGAACCUAUUUUGAGUCAGUACAACAACACAGCCUGCGUGGGUAACAAAGCGGCUUCUGACAUGUGCCCCAUCACCGCUAUGAUUGGCACCAGUGUCUGCGACAGCUUCAAUGUUAACAUAACCGCAAUUGGGAUGACGGCUGCCAACCUUCCUGAGCACGGCUCAAUUGAAUUGUUCCCAGAUGCGGGUAUGGAGAUAUCCGUUGUUAUGAGAAGUUGUGGAGUCCUUAUGAGUGGUGACACCCCGAAAUGCACACCAAUUCUUGACCUCGUCGAGGCCGGGCAGAGAGCGGACGUCCUCUUCAAGCUAUCAUUGUUGUCUGCCCAAUAUAAGACAGUCACAUACAAUGGGCUAUUUUGUCAGUCGGUUAACGGCUUCAUCCCAACGCCCAUCAUCACGGACACAGCAACCAUGGCUCCAUUACCCACGGUAUCAAGAGUUACUGUAAGCAACACGGAGGGUUCUGACAAACACACAUUUGACAAGGGUAAUUCUGGAAACAAUUUGGGCUUAGCCAGUAAUCUUAUUAUGAGGUGUUUGGUGAUUCUUCGAUUUUAUGAGUAAAAAACAGUACAACUCUGCAAAUUACAGAAGCACCUAAUUGGUUGAAGCCCGUUGACUGUUUUAUUGUUUAUCCCUGUAAGACUAUUAUGUAGAACUGCGUUACUGUUAAUCAUCCAAUUUAGGACAUCAAACAUACCGCUCACUAUAUAAUUAAACCGAUGCUGGAAACAAGUAAAUUUUAAAAUAAUAAAAAGUUUUAUGGCUAUCCAGUUAUACAGGGUAUCAUGUGCCAGAAAUCAUACCAAUGGAUUUUAUAAUUAGCAAUACCACGUUGAACGCUUUGUGAAUAAAUCUGUAUUAAAUUCUGUUUGUAUUUGUCUUACGGUUAUCAAUUAAAUGUGAACGUUACUUA
Molecule: messenger RNA, 1196 nt
Organism: Dreissena polymorpha
Lineage: Eukaryota; Metazoa; Mollusca; Bivalvia; Myida; Dreissenidae
Exons: 3
Coding region: 149-844 (231 amino acids)
Source: RefSeq, a predicted model, not a curated record